AUGGGGGAGCAGGCGCAAGAAAAUGCCAUUGCAAACGUAUGGAACCAGGGCAACCCAUUUAUAGGGCGAAAUGGAGCGUGCUCGAUGCCUGCGCCAAAUGCACGAUCGAUCUCAUUCUAUCUUUCAAGCCGUUUGUUCUACACACAUGGCAGUAGUUGCGUAGCUUGGUGCCGGGACUUUCGGAUCCUAUUGAGUCGAAUUCGGCCACUGGAGUGGAUUGGAUAUCUAGCAGAUCUCUUGAGAGUUACAGAUCAGCAAUACAACGCUUCACGUGAAUCUCACAUGCUGUUUUGGUUUCUUUGUUUCUUGAUAUAUUUCAAAAAUCCCUUUAAACGGUUUUUUAUCAGUAUGGUAUCUUCAAAGGAAGGUAACAAGUCUGGGUUUGCUGGUUCACCCUUUCUAAGAGAUAAAGAUCAUCGUAGAGUAAGAGGGAUAACAACGGGCAGUUUGUGGAACGUUAGGGUACCGAGUGUGUCAGGUUCUUUUGAUUGCGUGGUAAUCUAG
Zygotorulaspora mrakii is the source of this 504-nucleotide messenger RNA. RefSeq lists its product as uncharacterized. NCBI's taxonomy places the organism in Eukaryota, Fungi, Ascomycota, Saccharomycetes, Saccharomycetales, Saccharomycetaceae. The coding region runs from base 1 to 504 and encodes 167 amino acids. The record is from RefSeq and is a predicted model, not a curated record. The transcript has a single exon.